AUGUCUCCAGGACUCUCUCGUCUUUAUGAACUUCAACCUGAUCCUUAUGAUGUGUCUCAGAAGAAGCCGGUUCGCAUAUGUUUAUUUACUGAAGUUAAAAAUGCGCCCCUCCUGAGGGUCCAAUUAAAAGAAGGAAAAAUCGAUGCUGCUAUGAUUAGAGCUGAACUGAUUUUGGAACCGUUCAUUCUGUUAGCUGCGGCCAAUAGAGCUGUUCAUCAAAUGGCUCACAAUCGUCUUUCGACUAGGAGUUUAUCGGCUGAAAUGAUAUACAGCUUGAGUCCGAGUAGAAAUAUUUCUGAUUCCUUAGUCACUUUCGGAAUCGCUGAGAACAGCGAAAAUAUAGUUGUUUGUAUAUUCGACGAUAAAGAUGGAAGCAAGAUGAAGUCUGUUGCCGAGAAAAUAGAAGGAAAGCCUCAGAAUCUAGAUCUUCUUCCUAGUAUUGCCAAUAUGGCCCUUAUUAAAAGAGUAUAUCAGAUUAAUGAUUUGCGCUAUAAGGAAGAAUCCAUAUCGGAUCACAUCCUGACCAGAUUAGUCACUAAAGAUUUCACAUCUUGA
Molecule: messenger RNA, 555 nt
Organism: Auanema sp. JU1783
Lineage: Eukaryota; Metazoa; Nematoda; Chromadorea; Rhabditida; Rhabditidae
Source: the annotation of a GenBank genome assembly